AUGCUACAGCCAACGUCUUCAGCUCAAUCAAGCGCGAAUUCAUCAUCAUCAAUCCAACAGCAGCAGACGCUUGAAUCUAGUCGCUGGAGACCGCUCCCAUCUGUACUCAUCGAUUUCAUGGCAAUCACACUAUGUGAUAUCAUCCCAUUCCGAAACCAACGUCGACCUUCCUCUUCACUGUCCAAACGACGAAACUCAUCCGCACCUGGUUCUCCCACACAGCAGCCUAUUGAUCAGCAACAACAGAAACAACCGCGUCGACCCGUCCCCGAGCUCGUAUACUUUAUUCAAAAAAUCACUCAUCAAGCCGGAAUCAACUGCCGCACAGCACUUGUAGCACUCAUCUACUUGGAACGAGCCAAAAAGUCCCUUCCCCGAAACUCUGUCGGUAGUUAUGAUACUUGCCAUCGCAUGCUGCUAGGUGCAUUGUUACUGGCAUCCAAGUUCCUUCAGGACACAGCAUGGGCGCCGACAUACACCCACUCCAAUGCCGUCUCUACGGCCGAUUCGGCUUUGUUGGCCGCAUCUUGGGCACGUUACUACGGUUAUGCAAACUCUUACUAUGUGGGUCCAAUCACUAAUCGCCGACUGUGUGACAUGUGUGGUGGCCUCUUUUCACUUGAAGACAUUAAUAUGCUCGAACGUGCCUUCCUAAAGCUCAUCAAGUAUCAAUGCUGGGUGGAUGAAAAGGACGUUCAUGACUAUGUCGAACGACACCGCGUCGACUUGGCAUUAUAA
This is a messenger RNA of Zychaea mexicana, 738 nucleotides long. RefSeq lists its product as uncharacterized. Gene Ontology annotation, cellular component: cyclin-dependent protein kinase holoenzyme complex; nucleus. The record is from RefSeq and is a predicted model, not a curated record. Gene Ontology annotation, biological process: regulation of cyclin-dependent protein serine/threonine kinase activity. Lineage: Eukaryota; Fungi; Mucoromycota; Mucoromycetes; Mucorales; Lichtheimiaceae. Gene Ontology annotation, molecular function: protein kinase binding; cyclin-dependent protein serine/threonine kinase regulator activity. The coding region runs from base 1 to 738 and encodes 245 amino acids. The transcript has 3 exons.